GCUCCAGCCUGCUCCAGCCCAGGGGCUUGUUCCCUGCCAUCGAGCUCUUUGUGAAGGCUGGCAGUGAUGGGGAAAGCAUUGGGAACUGCCCCUUCUCUCAGAGGCUCUUCAUGAUCCUGUGGCUAAAAGGUGUCAUUUUUAAUGUCACCACUGUGGAUUUGAAAAGAAAACCUGCAGACCUGCAGAACCUUGCCCCAGGCACCAACCCUCCCUUCAUGACCUUUGAUGGGGAGGUGAAAACCGAUGUCAAUAAGAUUGAGGAAUUCUUGGAAGAAAAACUGGCACCACCCAGGUAUCCCAAACUUGCCCCUAAGCAUCCUGAGUCGAACUCCGCAGGAAAUGAUGUGUUUGCAAAGUUCUCAGCAUUUAUAAAGAACCCAAGGAAAGAUGCAAAUGAAAAUUUGGAGAAGUCUUUGCUGAAGGCCCUGAGGAGGUUGGACAGCUACUUAAACAGCCCUUUGCCUGAUGAAAUCGAUGCUUACAGCACCGAGGAGAUCACUGUCUCCAGCCGGAAAUUCCUGGAUGGAGAUGAGCUGACAUUAGCCGAUUGCAACCUCCUACCAAAGCUCCACAUAAUCAAGGUGGUGGCAAAGAAGUAUAGGAAUUUCGAUUUUCCCCCUGACAUGACAGGGAUUUCCAGAUACUUGAACAAUGCUUAUGCCAGAGAUGAAUUUACAAACACUUGCCCUGCUGAUCAGGAGAUUGAAUAUGCCUACUUGGAUGUGGCCAAGAGGAUGAAGUAA
Acanthisitta chloris (rifleman) is the source of this 743-nucleotide messenger RNA. It is a transcript of the gene CLIC6, whose product is annotated as chloride intracellular channel 6. The record is from RefSeq and is a predicted model, not a curated record. The annotation marks the transcript as partial. The transcript is spliced from 6 exons. Lineage: Eukaryota; Metazoa; Chordata; Aves; Passeriformes; Acanthisittidae.